AUGAUUUCUGCACAAACUCAAUUAGCACUGGUGGGCGUAUCUAGCAGCCUUUUUCUGGCAUACUGUGUAUAUUUUGACAGAAAGAGACGGAGCGCUCCCGACUUCAGAGCGAAGCUGAAAGCGAAGCGUGAAAAACAACGGCAAGAACUAGAACGAAAGAAUGCAACCCAGUACCCUGAUCUGAGAGAUGAGGCUGCUAUGCAAAGAUUUUUCUUAGAGGAAAUUCAACAAGGAGAGGAGCUUUUAAUGCGGGGAGAAAUUGAACAAGCUGUGGUUCAUUUAGCCAAUGCAGUUGUAGCGAGCGGUCAGCCGAAUCAAAUUUUGAACCUUUUAAAGCACAGCUUACCCCCUGAGGUUUUAAAAGCGGUGGCUGAAAAGUACCCGUCAGUUGCACGUGAUAUGAUGAAAGCAUCAGGAGUGCCGGUCAUUGGCAUGCAAGCUCCAUCGUCUGCAAGGCCGGCGACGGCUAAGCCGAAAGCUGUAUUGCAAGAUGACGAUGACCUCGAAUAA
Symsagittifera roscoffensis is the source of this 510-nucleotide messenger RNA. Its product is annotated as mitochondrial import receptor subunit TOM20 homolog. Gene Ontology annotation, cellular component: mitochondrial outer membrane; mitochondrial outer membrane translocase complex. Bases 1 to 510 code for a protein of 169 amino acids. The transcript has a single exon. Gene Ontology annotation, molecular function: transmembrane protein transporter activity. Gene Ontology annotation, biological process: intracellular protein transport; protein import into mitochondrial matrix; tRNA import into mitochondrion. The record is from RefSeq and is a predicted model, not a curated record. Lineage: Eukaryota; Metazoa; Xenacoelomorpha; Acoela; Convolutidae.